Saccostrea echinata is the source of this 2091-nucleotide messenger RNA. RefSeq names its product protein AATF-like. Gene Ontology annotation, biological process: regulation of transcription by RNA polymerase II. Gene Ontology annotation, cellular component: nucleus; nucleolus. The record is from RefSeq and is a predicted model, not a curated record. Lineage: Eukaryota; Metazoa; Mollusca; Bivalvia; Ostreida; Ostreidae. Bases 39 to 1784 code for a protein of 581 amino acids. The transcript has 14 exons.
CCGAGCAUCCUCGGGAUUUAUAUGGCAAACAGGAAAGCAUGUCAAUGAAUCUGAGAGAGGAAAUAGCAAAAUUAACAACCCCAGCUCCUGUUUUCUGCGAUCCAGAGGACGAUUUAGAGGAUGUUACAGCAGCAAAGUUAACAGAGAAGACUGAGGAUAAGGAUGAGUUUGCUCCCUUGCCAGCAACUAAACUACGACAGAGAGCAGCAGCAGAGUCUGUAAACAAUGAGAAAAAGUAUGCGGGAAGAAAAAUUUCACGAAAGAAGCUCACAGACUUUGACUCAGAUGAUAGUGGAUCUGAGGAACAAGAUGAGAGUGAAUCAGAAGAUGAGACCUCUCUUAGCGAAGAGGAAGUAAUGGAUGUUAAAGAAAGUGAGGAGAAAGAUGAUGAGGAGGAGGAGGAGUCUGUGGGAAGUGAGGAGCCCAGGACAGCAGAGGAGGCAGAGGAAGAGUUGUCUGCCCUUGGAUCAUUUAAAGCCAAGAUGGCAUCAAACACACACCCCUCAGAUGCUGAUAAAAAGUUCAGUUUUGUAGAUGAUGGCAAUUACAGUAAGUAUUAUGAUUCUGAAGAUGAGGCAGGGGAUCAGAGCUUUGAUGAUGAUGAUGAUGAUGAUGGAGAGGAGGAGGAUGAAGGGGAGGAGGAAGAUGAUGAAGAAGGAUCAGUGGAGGAAGAUGGCAAAGAAAUGGAAGAAGGUGAGGGAGGAGUUAGCAGUUUCUCCAAGUCAAGACUUAAUGAGGAGAUCCAGAAAGGAGAAGCAGCCAGACAACAAUUAGGUCUGUGGGACAGUUUACUAGAGGGAAGAAUCAAGUUUCAAAAAAUACUGACAGCUGUAAAUCAACUUCCACAGCCAGACACCUGGAGAGAUUUUGAGAAAUUAGGGGAAGAUAACUUCAAGGAAAAGUCUGUAACAGUGCAGACAGUUUUGGAGAAUCUUCUUCAGAAACUGAUCCAGCUACAGUCAAUUCUCCUUCUACAGAACUCAGAGACUCAACACAUAGAGUCAGGACAGAAAAAACCAGUGAAGAAGUCAGAGGACCCAGAUGAUGAGGAGAUAACGAGUGAGUCAGACUCGGAGGAAACGAAGCAGCCAGUGGAGAAAUCAAAGGUGCAGAAUAAAGCAAGAAAACGGAAACUAGCAAUGGAGGAAAUGCCAGAUUUCCUGGCCAAGCGACAUAAAGACUUCCAGAAUUACAGAAAUGAUACACUCCAGAAAUGGUUUGACAAGACUCGCCUCUUAGGUGGUAAAAUCUCCAGUAAAUCCUUCAGUGCCUUUGAACAGUCAGCUCUGAAACAAAUAGAACAGGUUUUGAGUGAUAAGGACAGACUGAUUAAGAGGACACAGAUGAAGAGGGCCAGCUAUAAGGUUCUGGGGAAACCUGAGGAAGCAGAGACAGCUGUCAAUCAAGAGCCAUUGCUGGAGACAGGGAUCAAGACAUCGGAGCAAACGUAUGAUACAGAGAUUUUUGAUGACAGUGACUUCUACCAUCAACAGCUAAGAGAGCUCAUAGAAAGAAAGACAUCAGAUAUCAAUGAUCCCAUUGCCCUUAGCAGGCAAUGGUUAGAAAUACAGAGGCUGAGAAAUAAGGUGAAGAGGAAAGUAGAAACUAGAGCAUCAAAAGGAAGAAAAAUAAGAUAUCAUGUACAUCCUAAACUGGUCAACUUUAUGGCUCCUAAAGAGACUUGUACCUGGACAGAUGAAGCAAGAGAUGACCUGUUCAAGUCCUUAUUUGGUCAACGGGGCACAACAGCAGUAUCCUCGGACGAGAGUGCAGUAGGCAGAUGAUAACUAUAUCUUCCUACAAAAAUAGUUUGGACAGUGUCGAAAAAUGACAAUCCAAAAACAAACCUAAAAAAGGGACAGUGUCAUGAAGAGUCGGAAGAAGAUAAAAUGCUCAGGACAGCUUUUCAAAGACGCUUAAUUAUGUUGAUUCCAUUUAAUUUGAAUUAUUGUUCCGUUUAUUAUGCUACCUUUCAUUGAUAAAGAUUUUAGAAAAACUGUUUGAAAUGCAUGUGGAAAGGUAUUAUGCAGAAAUAAAGUCUAUUGUAUUUUUCACCCCCAUUUUAUUUUUGCCCCUUUCCCAUGUCAUAAA